AAGAAGAAAGACCAUAAGCAGAAGAAAGAGAGAAAAGGUCCACAAGAAAGAGAUUAUUACAUCAAUGGCGUUAGAUGCUCUUGCCGGACUCAGUAAUGAUCUAAUCACCCGAUCAUGGAUGGCUUCGAACACGACUAAGCCUUUUCACAAGGAGGAAGAAGGCAAUACCGUCUUUUUCGGUUUCAAAUCAUCUUUCUUGGAGAAAGAUUUGUUUGAUCCAGAGAAUGAGUCUCCGUUUGGAGAAACUAAGAUGAACCGUGAACAGUUCCCUUGUAUGAGAAGCAUUGGCAACGACGUUGACGCUACCGUUAACGAAGCUUUCCUCAAGAAUCUUCAGCUUCUCGUUUCAACCUCAUUUCCUCAUUCAGUUAAAACGGUUGUCGACAGCAUGAGAAGUCAACGGAUAGUAUUCACAGGACAUUCUUCAGGAGGCGCAACUGCAAUCUUAGCAACAGUUUGGUACUUGGAGACAUACUUCACAAAGCAGAGCGGUUUCUUCCCGGAGCCUCUUUGUUUAACCUUUGGAGCUCCUUUGGUUGGUGACUAUGUCUUCAAGCACGCUCUUGGGAGAGAGAACUGGAGCCGGUUCUUCGUGAACUUCGUCACAAGAUUCGAUAUCGUCCCUCGGAUAAUGCUUGCUAGAAAGGCAUCAACAAAGCAAGAUCUGCCUCGUGUUCUUAGCCAACUGGAUCCUAGAGCUGGGAACCAAGGAAACGACCAGAGCAUCACAGGGUUUUUCGCAACGGUGAUGAAAGACACAGCGACUGUUGCACACCAAGCUGUCUGUAAACUGAUUGGAAACGGAGAGCCGUUUUUGAAAACGCUUUCAAGUUUCCUUGAGCUGAGUCCUUAUAGACCCGCAGGCACUUUUGUCUUCUCUACAGGGACGAGAUUGGUUUCAGUGAGCAACUCAGACGCCAUUCUUCAGAUUCUGUUUUAUGCUUCUCAGUCAAGCAACGAGCAGGAAUUAAUUCUAAGACCAUAUCAGAGCAUAAGUGAUCACCGUAGCUAUGAGGAAAUGGUACACUCGAUGGGAAUGAAAGUGGUUAGUCAAUUAGAUUUGCAUCACUUGCCUUUGAAUGGAGAAGAAUCUGCCCUCGGUGACCUUGGACUGAGCACAAGAGCCAGACAAUGCGUCCAUGCUGCAUUUGAGGCAGAGAAGAAACGAGUCGAUAACCAAAGCAAGAUAGACGCUAAGCAGCCUAAAAUAGUAGAGAAGCUGGUAUGGAUAGAGGAUGAAUACAAGCCAAAGUGUCUAACUCAUAAAAUCGGGUACUAUGAUUCCUUCAAGGAAUCUAAUGAAGAGAAAGACUUCAGAGCAAACGUCAUUAGAGCUGAGUUAGCUGGUAUUUAUGACGAGGUGCUCGGUCUAGUGAAAGAAGGACAACUUCCAGAUGGGUUUGAGGGGCGCAUUGAGUGGAUAGAUUUGGCAAAUCGCUACCGUAGAUUGAUCGAACCACUUGAUAUUUCAAACUACCAUAGGCACUUGAAGAACGAAGACACAGGGCCUUAUAUGAUACAUGGAAGACCAAACCGUUACAAACACUCUCAGAGAGGGUAUGAGCAUGAACUACUGAAGGCAGGCAGGAGUGCUGAAGAGAUAAAGAGAUCUGACUGUGGAUCUUGCUUUUGGGCUGAGGUUGAAGAACUCAGGAGAAAAGAAUAUGAUGAGGCAAGGGUUAAGAAACUAGAAGAGUUGCUUGAGGGAUGGAUCAGAGACAAGGAAGUAGAUGAAGAACAUAUAUUUCUGGAGGGCUCAUCAUUUAGAAAGUGGUGGCACUCACUUCCUGAGGUUCACAGAUGCGGCUCUAGCUUGCGAGUGCGUAUGGGUUAAACAAUAGCCAACCUGAACCUGGAGAAGUUUUAGCUACUGGAAGUGCCUUGUGCACAUUUAUCUAGUUAAGAGAUGUUAUAGCUCUCUAUUCUAAUGUUUUUAAAUUUGGUUUCCAGUUUAAGUUGAUCUUAAAAUAAGAUGAUCUAAAGAUCAUUGUUAUGUUAAAUGAUGUAAUGGCUCUAUGUUAUAAUGUCAAAUUUGUUUUCCACU
Raphanus sativus (radish) is the source of this 2044-nucleotide messenger RNA. RefSeq names its product protein EDS1B. NCBI's taxonomy places the organism in Eukaryota, Viridiplantae, Streptophyta, Magnoliopsida, Brassicales, Brassicaceae. Gene Ontology annotation, biological process: defense response; lipid metabolic process. The transcript is spliced from 3 exons. The record is from RefSeq and is a predicted model, not a curated record. Bases 65 to 1834 code for a protein of 589 amino acids.